This is a messenger RNA of Trematosphaeria pertusa, 894 nucleotides long. RefSeq lists its product as uncharacterized. NCBI's taxonomy places the organism in Eukaryota, Fungi, Ascomycota, Dothideomycetes, Pleosporales, Trematosphaeriaceae. The record is from RefSeq and is a predicted model, not a curated record. Bases 1 to 894 code for a protein of 297 amino acids. The transcript has a single exon.
AUGGCAUCCGAUCGACGGUGCCUUUUCGAGCGCCUCCCAAGGGAGGUACAGCAGAUGAUCUUCAAGGAGGCACUAACGGAUUGCGACUCGGAUAUUAUCUUCGACGCGAAUCAGAGCGGAGAAAACCAUAGCUGCCUUCGCGUGCUCGAAACCCUGAGUUCCGUCAAGCUGGAAAUCUAUCAAAGUGCCCUCGAUUACAUGGGCGAUAUCCUACGAAUUGUCAUCACGAUUGACGAAGAGCCCCACCGAACAACCCUCCAGGCAUUCCGCCGGCAAAUGCCUUAUGAAAUCCGUCGAUCUUUCAAGCGAGUCUAUCUGCCAAAGUUCACGAUCGUGGGCCUAAUAUGUCCGGAGACGUGGUUGCCGGAGCGUAAGAUUGGCAUUGGCCUUAUUAACAUGCCCCACCGCCUGAUCGAUUCUAGGACUCCCUAUGCCAACAAAAAAUUGCUGGAGGUGGGCUGGAACGAAGAGCUCAAUGAGGAUAUCUGGUAUACCAUGGCGCUCAGGCAGGACAUGCGUCUGGGUUUGCAGUUACUUCGAAAUACCUUCCCCUCGCUUCAGCACCUCGAUCUCGGCGUUGAUCUGCUUGAAUGUAUCCCCCCUUCGAACUUUACGCUCUCGGGCUCUCUUGAUAAUGUACGGGCUCAAGGUCCCGGGCUGAGACCUACAUCCCACGUCGUCGAGCACUUAGGUUCCCUUGCUACGUUCCCCGGGAUCCAGGCCAUGUGCAUUCGCGUCUUUUGGGACGAUUUCAUCGAGCGAAGGAAAGCGUUUAGUACCAAUAUUCCAUUGACGGAUGAGAUACGAAUCGAGCUCCAGGAGUAUGUCAUCGCCGCUCUUAGGCAUUUGAUUCCGGCGAAGAGCAUCACCGGUCACUCGCUCUCGGUUGGAUGA